UUCGUCAGACUCGCCCACGAACCAUCACUUCACGGAAGGUAGAACUAGGUGCUUUAUGUUCGACGUUCGCCACUGGCAUCCCCAUGAUGUGUCGAUCCUAUGUGUACAUAUACGAGAAUCGCGUUUUUCGUGGGCAGAAGUGUCUGUAGAGAGUUUCCUACGAUGUGAAAGUCCAUUAGUCGUUCUGUUCUGUGCUUUGUGUAAGGCUGCGUACAGGUGAAUGUCUUGAAGCGGGCAUGCGCAUGCAAGAGGAGCACUUCGCCAGUUCUGAUAAGACGUUCUACGUGACAUCUAAGGAGACCUGUACAUAUGACUAGCUUUGCGUAUAUAGUUAUUUUUACUUGAUGCAAGCAGGAAUGCACCUGCACGCGCUCACAUUAACGUUUGAUAUUAUAUCGUAAAAGAGUGGAAACCUGAGAGCUCUCAUGAUGUGGUCGCGUGGCGCCGCACAUGGGCAGACGAACAGGAGACAAGGGGAAACGGAAGUGGGAGGAAGCGAGGAAAACGCUCUGGUGACAGAGACAGACGACGCAAUCAAAACAUCCACAGGAACUGGAGAGGGGCAGGCAGGGGAAGCGGCAAGCGGGCAGCCAAACAGUGUGUCACUUUCCUCAGUUUCUUCGUAUUCCUUUUCCGUCGUUGAUGGAACCAAAGGAGAUGAACACAUGAGAGACGAUGCAGAAAGCAAAAAAGAGGAGGAAGCUGAAGACGUUUCCAAUGAGGCGUGCGCUCAAAGCGAGGACUCUAUGAGCAGCUUUGACGUUCUUAGCUCGAAUGUCGAAGAUGACAGCGAAGAAGAAGAUGACGAUGGUGACACAGAGUCGCCAGGAGAUCUGUCUGACUGUCGCACGGCUUCGUCAAGUUUCGGAUGCACAGGGGCCGAUGCACGGACACGACCUCGGCCGAAUUCCCAGGCUCGCCAAUCAAAUCGCGGUGUCUCUUCCUCACCUUUGUCGAGGCACACGCUACACGAGGACCUGUCCGGAGGAGCGACCGACGGUGAUGAUUCGGGAGAAGGAACUCGGGUGGAGGCAGAAGGCGACUUGCAGCGAAAUCGAGACCGGUGUAGAAGCGUGGACGAUGGACAAGAGGGGUUCGAGGACUGCGUCUGGGAGGGGGGAGCUAGAGGCGAAUCACCACAGAAUACGGGUGCAGAAGAGGGAUCGGAUACCGAACGAGCAAGAUCGAAUGAGCAGCGGUUGUCAUGCAAAGAACGCCUACAACACACGGCGAGAGACCACGAACUGGGGAAGAACCUGGAAAUGUGUGUGCGUCGUCUAGAGCACCGGAAAAUGAGUGGAGAGGCGAAGGAGGGACAUGGCGCAAACGCUGUUGAGAUCGCGGCAAACGGAAACACGAUAGAAGAGGAGGACGGCAGAGAUGACGAAGGAGACGUCUGGAUGGAACUCGGAAAUCGAACGGGUUUUUCGGAUAUGGGCGAGUCGAAGAGUAUAUUCACAGAAGACGAGAAAAAGGGAUUAUCGAGGAAUCCAAUGUUGUCCGAUGUACCAGCCUCUCAGCACGAUGCUCCAGUAGAGAAAAAGGUGCAGCGACUACAACGCGUGAUUGAUGAGCUGAGGGAAGAAACCGAAGGGAAACUAACCUGUUUGCGCGAGAAGAGUGAGAAGCUUGAGGCGCUUCUGUACGCCCUCGUACCUUCCGUGUCCCGAGUUUACCCGCCAUAUGUUGUGUCUUCCUUCGAAAGCUCGACCACCUUUCCGUUUCGUCUGUCUCCGGCUGCUCUCAUAGACCCGUCCGCGACCCGUGUCGACCCCGAACCACAUCAUGAAACUAAUUGCGUCCAGUGUCGGUCUUUUGACGAAAUGAAAAUGCCGUCUUUCGCGUCAUCCGCUUCACCGAUCGAAAUGCGGACUCGAUCACUUGCAAGCAACGAAAGCACCGGAAACGAGCGGCGCGAGACAAGUGUGCUGCCAGGCCCUGGGACGAUAGAUCAACAUGAUGACGCUGCAAAGGUGGAAAGAGGGAAACCCUCAGAUGCAGGGCAGUUUUCCUUCAAAAGCGCACCUUCCGAAUGUGGAGAGUCCAGUUACUCGUGGCGCGAUGCACUGAAGGUACCGUCCUCUCCGUCGUCGUUUUUCCAGAAGGACCACCGCCAGACUCUGAACACAAAUGAAGCAGACGCGGCUGACAGAACGACGAAGAAAGGCGGCCUCAGCGACGUAGAGAUAUGUGGGUCUCAUGUGUCGAGUGAAGCGCUCGAAGGCCGUGCAUGCAGUCCACGCUGUGAGACUGAUCCCCAGCGAGGAAAGGCGUUAAGAGAUCUGGGUGGCGUCCGUGACGGAGGGCGGGCGGCAACUUCUGGAAAUGUGUUCUCGUUUGCUGGCUCACAUGUCGAGGGGAAUAUGACUAGCUUGAUUGAGGCUGACCAAGAGAUACGUGAGGCGAGGCAACCUGUUGCGUCGGUGCUGGCUUUCUUCAAUGGACCAAGAGGCCACUCAGAUGUCUAUACGCAUGAAUGUGGGAGCGGUGGCCGUCACACCGAUGCGCCAUGGGUGACGAAACUGAGAAAAGUGGGGGCACGAUUGGUUUUGGAGGCAACAAGUGAGAAGCGGGAGAGUCAAGCGAUGCUUCAAGAAGACGGGGAUGUCACAGAGACGGAGGAAAGCGAGAGUGAAGAGGAGAUGCCCGAUGGAGUGGAAAUGGACCCGGCUGCCCCUAGAGGAGAAAGGGUCAUAUUUUCAGCAGCAAAUGCAGAGAGCGUAGAAGAAGACGAAGGAUACGCAUUUCUUGAAGAUGCGGAAGGGGAAGAAUGGACGCGGGCGCGUUACAAAGGACUCUGUGCGACCAUGCACGCAGAAUGGGAGCCCCAACAGCGAGAUCAGGCAGACGCAGUCGACGAGAAGACGCCAGAUGCGCGUGAAGCGCAGUUCCCGCUGACAGAGAAAAGGUUCGUGUAUAGGUACCAGGAGCGGAACGCCAAGGGGGACGAGAAACAGUUCGAAUUGACAGAAGACGGAAAGGAAGGAAAUGCGUUUGAUGACAAUUGCAGCUGCUCGCCCGCUGCUUCGGUUAGCUCGUCGUCGCCCCCGUCUCCGCGGGCAGUUUCCUGGUUAGCCGACUUCCUGCCCUUUUUAAAUCCUCUGAGCUACCCUGUCCGAUUUUUAGCCCGCGUCCUCGGUCUAAAUGUGGAUGGCAGUUUCGAUCGGUGGCGACUAGAAAUCCAGAGGGGCUCUGUGCGCGGAACGGUGGUCCUCGGCGUCAUCGAUGCCACUGUCUGUGUCGGGCUCGUUAUGGGGCUGGUUUACUUCAGUUUCUUUGUGAGUCGCAUGGUUUUCAAAACUGUGUACGUCCACGUGCAUGCGAUCGAAGAAGAAAAAGUUCCGCAUUACUUCGAGGGGCUUACCUACAAGUUCUGGGGGAAGAAGCCGAUCUAUUUCUCCGAUGUUCCAGGAGAACGAGAAUCUGGCUGGAUUACACAGCGUGUAAACUGGUACCGACCUCACGGAUAUUGAUUUGAGGAGCCAAGCACCAAGGCGAAAAAAUGACAACAAUCGCCAAGCAAAAACCCAUGUGAUAAUUCUCACGAAUCAAUUGUCGUUGCGCUCUGUCCGCGUAGACUACCGUGCGUAGGACUUCGGCCCGUGCUGUGGGGUUGCGCGUUUCGUCCGUACUCUGCGUUGAACUGGGUGUGGUGGCGGAUACGAGCGUGCGAAAUGUGCCCUUUUAGUAGAGGCAUCGGACCUCGGGGAAGCGACCGAAGAGGGUAAACGACGAAACGGCACAGUGGGAGCCCCGGUCCAUCACUACAGGCAGUAGUAGAUAAUUUGUCUGAAGGUACAGGGAUCAAACCAUCGCUGAAAGAACAGAAACCAGUUACUCAGGGUUUUCUGCAUCGAUAAACAUAUAAUGUAAACACGUUUGCAUACAUUUACCUAAAUGCUUGCAUGCAUCCGAGCCCUCCCAUGUAGUUUUCGCGUCGGGUGGUAAUGUGUUACGCCGCUCGUGAGCACGAAGGCGCUCCUCUGUCUCGGUUCCUCCCACUGGGCUGACAAGUUGACGAAGGAACGGAGAGAGUGAUUUUCAGUAGAGAGAACGUAAGCGGAUGAGUAGCUCAGGGUGAGGUUUUCUGUGAAAAAUAAAAGUUUUUUGUUUCUGAAAGAAGCAUAUGGCGGGCAGGAAGAAGGACGAGUCGUGCAAAUGCCAUCGCUCAGAAAGGUAGACGUAGUUUUCAGGUGGAAAGAAGCUGAAGUGAGGGUGGGAGGAAGAAUGAAGGGUGUAUGCGGAGAGAACUCGUCUCACGAGAUACAGAUGAUCAAGCUGGGGUUCACGGAGCCGAAACUGUCAAGAGGCAAGUAGAGGAGUGAAGAAAACUCCAACCAAGUGUAUGGUGGAACGUGUGGACGAUGGAACAGAGACCUUGAUGGUUGUUCCAGAGGAUCCAGGUACAACCCGUAUACACAAACCUAUGGAAGUGUGUCAGAUGGAGGUUAGCGGAAAUGCUAAAGACGCGCAGGAGGGGAUCGCAGGAAGUUGAUGUUGCACAUUCGUGUUGAUACGUCGUGCAGGUUUUCCGCGGGUCGCUGGAGGGAAAACUUGCCCAUGAUAAGAACGUGUCGUUGGCAUUUUCAGGCACAUUGAUGGAAACGCAUAUUUGUUUUUUGUGUUCUGUGUCGAGAUUGAACUGUUUGACUAGCACGAGUCCUCUUGCCCCGCUGGCGAAUUAUCAGCAGCUCCAGCUGGAGAAGCUUGUGGAGAGAGCUCAGAUACUGUUCUUAUAAAGUUCUGUUUCG
Messenger RNA from Toxoplasma gondii ME49, 4751 nucleotides. RefSeq lists its product as hypothetical. The record is from RefSeq and is a predicted model, not a curated record. Lineage: Eukaryota; Apicomplexa; Conoidasida; Eucoccidiorida; Sarcocystidae. The transcript has 5 exons. Bases 426 to 3473 code for a protein of 1015 amino acids.